AGUACCUUUUCUAGCGACAAGGCAAUUAAAAUCUCUGUGCCUAGCUCAUUUUUGUGAUGGCAAUGGCAAUGGCUUUCCUUCCUCCUUGGCUUCUUGUUUCCUUGCUAAUUCUGCUACCGAUUUCUACUGUUGCUCAAAGUAAUGGUAACAUUACAGCUGGAGCUUCUCUCAUUGCAGGUGCCAAUAGGUCUCCAUGGCUAUCUCCUUCUCGUGAUUUUGCCUUUGGAUUUAGCCCACACAGUGAUAGGGAUUCCUUCCUACUUUCCAUCUGGUUUGCUAAGAUACCAGACAGGACCAUAGUUUGGUAUGCAAAUGGAGAUAAGCCUGCUCCACGGGGAUCAAAAGUGGAGCUUACUGCUGACCGUGGCCUAGUACUUACUGGCCCUCAAGACCAACAGUUAUGGAGCUCUCAGACCAUUAUUGGUACUGUAGCUUCUGGUGUUAUGACCGACGAAGGGAACUUUGUGCUUCAAGAUAGAGAAUUUACUACGGUAUGGGAGAGUUUCAAUAGUCCCACGACUCCCACCGAUACGCUGUUGCCUACACAAAAUCUGGAAAGGGGAGGGGUGCUUUCAUCUCGACAAUCAGAGACCAACUUUUCCACAGGGAGGUUUCGGCUGCGUUUGCAACAAGAUGGAAAUCUUGAGCUUUUUACCGUAAACUUGCCGACCGACUACGCUAACGAAGCAUACCAUACUAGUAAGACCACUUCCGCCGAUGAUCCUAUUGCAUCAAGUCCCGGUCGAGAAUUGGUCUUCAACAAAUCAGGCUACAUGUUUAUUUUGAGAGAGAAUGGCCAACGAGUCAAUCUAACACAGGUACAACAGGUAGAAUCAAGUGCUGAUUUCUACUUUAGAGCAACUCUUAACUUUGAUGGAGUUUUUACCCUAUAUUCUCACCCAAAGGCUUCCAACAGCAACAGAAGCUGGAGUCCUCUCUGGUCUCUACCAGAAAAUAUCUGUGUUACCAGUCGUGUUAGCGAAGGUAUUGGCGUUUGCGGGUAUAACAGUAUCUGUACUCUGAAGGCAGAUGGAAGACCGAUGUGUGGAUGCCCCAGGGGAUACUCCUUACUCGAUCCAGAUGACCAGUACGGUAGCUGCAAACCGGACUUCAUACAAGGCUGUGAAGAAGACAGGCUAAGCCCCCCUGGAGAAGAUCUUUAUACUUGGGAAGACCUAACAAAUACAGAUUGGCCAACCUCUGACUACGUGCUGUUGAGCCCUUAUACUGAAGAUAAGUGCAGACAAUCUUGCCUGGAAGACUGUAUGUGUGCUGUUGCCAUUUUCAGAUUAGGUAAUAGCUGUUGGAAGAAGAAGCUACCUCUCUCAAACGGGAGAGUAGAUCCUAGCCUUAACGGGGGGAAAGCUCUCAUCAAAAUCAGGAAAAAUAAUUCCACCCUGCCGGUGCCGGUUCCUCCUUCUGAUCGGUAUCCAGAACCAAAGAAGAAGAACCAGGAUACUUUGAUCCUCAUUGGGUCAGUGCUUCUUGGUGGUUCUGCCUUUGUUAACGUAAUAUUAAUUGUAGCAGUUUGUCUAGGUUUCUCCUUCAUUUACCACAACAAGCUACAAAAAAUUAUCGCAAAUGCUAGUAGUGUGCAAUUGAAUUUGCGUUGUUUUACUUACGAAGAGCUUGAAGAAGCCACAGAUGGAUUUAAGGAAGAAUUGGGAAAGGGGGCUUUUGGUGUUGUUUACAAAGGAACAAUACGAAUGGGUUCUAGCGUUCAUGUGGCAGUCAAGAAGUUAAAUAAUUCGUUCCAAGAUAGUGAGAGAGAGUUCAGGACAGAAGUGAGUGUGAUUGGCCAAACACAUCACAAGAACCUGGUUCGAUUGCUUGGAUUUUGCGAUGAGGGCCAACAACGGCUGCUGGUAUACGAAUUCUUGAGCAAUGGCACUUUAGCAGGUUUUCUUUUUGGAGACCUGAAACCCAGUUGGAAUCGAAGAAUCGAAAUUGCUAUUGGGAUUGCAAGAGGACUCUUGUAUUUACAUGAAGAGUGCAGCGGCCCGAUCAUCCAUUGCGAUAUAAAGCCUCAGAACAUACUCCUUGAUGACUAUUAUAACGCUCGGAUUGCCGACUUUGGAUUGGCAAAGCUUUUGAUGAUGAACCAGAGCCAUACCAAUACUGCCAUUAGAGGAACCAAAGGUUAUGUUGCACCUGAUUGGUUUAGGCACAUGCCGAUCACAGCCAAGGUGGAUGUUUAUAGCUACGGUGUCAUGCUACUAGAGAUCAUUUGCUGCCGAAAAAGCGUAUGUAUGGAGUCGGAUUUGGAAGACAAAGCAAUUUUGACUGAUUGGGCUUAUGAUUGUUAUCAGGACGGAACACUAGAUGCUUUGGUUGAAUAUGAUGUGGAGGCGUUGGAUGACCGAAAGAGGAUGGAGAAGUUUGUGAAGGUCGCUAUUUGGUGUAUUCAGGAGAACCCAUCUCUUAGACCAACCAUGAGGAAGGUCACACAGAUGCUCGAGGAAGUUGUCGAAGUUCCUGUUCCACCAUGCCCCUCCCCUUUUAGCAGGCCAGGUUGAAGCAGCAUAUAUUACUUCUUCUGCUAAGCUUACAGUUACUAUAUUUGUCUUACUACUCUUUUAACUCUUUUUCAGUCGAUCAUCAUGAGAUCUAUUGUUCAUAUAUAGAUAUUAUUUGUAUUUUAGCAUGAACUGAUAAUAAAUUACUUCUGUAGUCGAUCUCUGGAUUGAA
Carya illinoinensis is the source of this 2688-nucleotide messenger RNA. Its product is annotated as G-type lectin S-receptor-like serine/threonine-protein kinase RLK1. Gene Ontology annotation, molecular function: ATP binding; protein serine/threonine kinase activity. Bases 57 to 2516 code for a protein of 819 amino acids. Gene Ontology annotation, biological process: protein phosphorylation. Lineage: Eukaryota; Viridiplantae; Streptophyta; Magnoliopsida; Fagales; Juglandaceae. The record is from RefSeq and is a predicted model, not a curated record. The transcript has a single exon.